Cololabis saira (Pacific saury) is the source of this 1879-nucleotide messenger RNA. Its product is annotated as cyclin-K-like. Lineage: Eukaryota; Metazoa; Chordata; Actinopteri; Beloniformes; Belonidae. The record is from RefSeq and is a predicted model, not a curated record. The transcript has 6 exons. Bases 12 to 1670 code for a protein of 552 amino acids.
UAAGCGGUGUGAUGUCUGGGAAAAAGCUUUUGAUGCAUAUCGCGGUGAGUGCGACUCUGGCGGCCUUCAGACUCUGUGCUGGACACGCUGGAAGUGCAGGUGUUGAUGAGGAAAGUGCAGUGCCAGGCUGCCAUCACCUCAGAAGUCUGUCGUCUGGUGGAAAGCUUGAACCUGCGGCCCAAACAAGACCCGGGUCACUUGUCUUCAAGCAUGACCAGCAGGGUGACUUAAACUCUACCUACGUGAAGGAUGUGCUCGCUGCAAAACUAAAGCACAUGGAUCCAUCAGUGAAAUGUGGCGAUAACUCGAUGACUUUGACAGUCAAACCAACUGGCGCUUCACAUUUCCUUGUGGAUAGUGGUCAACAACCUCUCACUCCUCUGUCUCAGAUGCCCUCCACAUGUGGCUUCUCUAUGAAGAGGUCACGCAGAGAUGUGCAGUAUUCUACAUCCUAUCAGGGCUGCCAUGUUGACAAGAAGGAUGGUGAUUACACCCUACCAUUGCGUUUAUGGGGGGCGCCAAUGUCCAUGUCAUGUCCUGACAUGUUGCCCAUUCCCCAUGUUUUCUGCUUCCCAACGGUGAUGGUUGUGAAGAUCGGUGGUGUCCCAGCAAAGGAACUCUCAGUAAAGAUGUCUGGCACAUGGCAUCCCCUGUCAUUGGCAUAUAGAAGUUGUGGACUCGUUUUUCAAGAGUUUCCCGGAGAACUGGCACUCAUUGUGCCAUACAGCAGAGGCUCUUGUAUAGAGAUUAAGGAUGAAGAAUAUACACUUUCUCUAAACUGGGCAGAUUUUGAGCUCUUGGCAACAUGUCCUCCAGUAGUGAACAGUGACGCUGCAACAGGAACCUAUAUAUCUCCUGAUAACGGAGAUCAGGUCCCAGAGCAUCCUCAGUACCCUCAUUUUUCCGUGUUUCCACAGUACAUGGAGCCUCUGCCAACACAUAAACCAACCCUUUUGGUACCUCAACAGUUUUCUUUUGCAGCAGCAGACUCUACUGAAAACCAAGAAUUGCCUAAACAUCAGCACCCUGCCUACUCAUUCAAGCCACAGUUGCCUCAAAUUGUCUUGUUCCCCAGACCUGAACUGCCAAUGGAACUUUCUAAAAAGGAAAAUCCUGCUGAUACACAGGUUCAGUUGCAUGAGAUUCCUAGUUUGCCACAAAUUCCCAUGAUACCUGGAAUUUUCCAAGGAACAACCCCAUCUUCUCCUGCUCCUAGCAAUGAGCCCUUUGUUACUACACCUGCACAGACUACAGAGGAUAAAGGGAAGUCUCAAGUUACCCUUCUGCGUCGGUAUCCUUUUCUGCCAUUUAUUGAGAACCCAUCUACAGAGGACAAGACGGAGGCUAUCCAGCAUCUCAAACCAGAACACCUGCAUCCCCAGACGUUCCAGAUUCCUGUGUUGUAUCCUCCUUUCAAAAGUCCAUCUUCAGGACAAAGUACUCUUAGUCAAACAUCUUCUGCUGCAACCACCUUGACAAGUCCAACCACCACUGAGGAGCCUCCUAAUGAAAAGCCAUUUUAUCAUCCACACGCUUUCAUGCCAGUAUAUUUAAUUCCUAACCAGGCUUCCGUGCCUUCAUUUGAUUCUCCAGCUACAAACUCUGGUCCAUCCGAGCAGCAACAUCAGUCGGUCUUCCAUGCCAUGCCACCGCUGUUCUUUCCUUCCUGAUCAGAAGUAAACUUGUACAAAGCUUGCAAGAAGCAGGUGAAGUACAACUCACCCCAUGAGAAUUACAGGGUGUCAUCGAUGGGCUUUAGAUUGCACAAAACUAGGGAAAAACAAACUAGGGGUCCAAUACGUGCUGGAUAAAAUGGACUCAAUGAUGGCUGUAGUGCAAGUAAUGGUGUCUUGUGAAAUGAUGUACAGAGGAUUCAAAC